AUGGCACCGCGCUUCCUGGUCCUUGUUCGUCAUGGCGAGUCCUCUUGGAAUAAGGAAAACCGCUUCACUGGUUGGACUGACGUCCCCCUGUCAGAGCACGGCCAGGAGGAGGCUCGGGAGGCAGGAAAGCUCAUAAAGGAGAAGGGCCUACAGUUUGAUAUCGCUUACACCAGCGUUCUGAAGAGGGCAGUGGAGACCUGCUGGACAGUGUUGUUAAACGCCGAUCAGUGCUACCUACCCAUCAAGAACACUUGGAGGCUGAACGAGAGGCACUACGGCGCUCUCCAGGGUCUUAACAAAUCCGAAACUGCCGCCAAGCACGGGGAAGAACAGGUCAAGAUUUGGCGUCGCUCCUAUGCAGUGCCACCCCCCCCCCUUGAACCUCAUGACAAGAGAAACGCAAAGUUCGAGGAGAAAUACAGACAUCUUCCUCAAGAGGUCCUACCGGCUACUGAAUGUCUCAAAGACACGGUUGAGAGGGUGUUGCCGUUUUAUUUCGACGAAAUCGCCCCGGCUCUGCUUGCUGAGCAACGCGUGCUGGUUGUUGCUCAUGGAAACAGCUUAAGGGGUCUUGUGAAGCACUUGGACGGAAUGAGCGAGGAAGAAGUCCUCGAGCUCAAUAUCCCCACAGCAGUUCCCCUUGUCUACGAGCUCGACGAUAACCUCAAACCCAUCAAGAAGUAUUAUUUGCUUGACGAAGAGGAAGUCAAGAAACGGAUUGCGGCAGUUGCAAAUCAGGGCAAGGCAAAGUAA
Messenger RNA from Cyclospora cayetanensis, 753 nucleotides. Its product is annotated as 2,3-bisphosphoglycerate-dependent phosphoglycerate mutase. The record is from RefSeq and is a predicted model, not a curated record. NCBI's taxonomy places the organism in Eukaryota, Apicomplexa, Conoidasida, Eucoccidiorida, Eimeriidae. Gene Ontology annotation, molecular function: intramolecular phosphotransferase activity. Gene Ontology annotation, biological process: glycolytic process. The transcript has 9 exons. The coding region runs from base 1 to 753 and encodes 250 amino acids.